Molecule: messenger RNA, 717 nt
Organism: Capsaspora owczarzaki ATCC 30864
Lineage: Eukaryota; Filasterea; Ministeriida; Capsasporidae
Exons: 4
Coding region: 53-637 (194 amino acids)
Biological process (GO): signal transduction
Cellular component (GO): plasma membrane
Molecular function (GO): GTP binding; GTPase activity; GDP binding
Source: RefSeq, a predicted model, not a curated record
CAUACAUAUAGUACAGUACAGUACAACUCAGUCCACCUUAAAAAAAGCGCAAAUGGUCGCAACCGACUUUGCCAUCACCGUUCUGCUGCUGGGCAAGGAGGACGUCGGCAAGAGCAGCCUCGCUCAGACCUUUGUCGAAGGCCGCCACGAUCCCACUGCUAUAUCGCCGACGGUCGAAGACAUGUACGAGUGCGCGACCGAGAUCAGCCCGGGACGCGUCGAAACGCUGCACAUUGAGGACAUUGGCGGCGGUGCUCAGCCAGCAUUGCGCCAAGCUCACAUCCGCCGCGCGCAGGGAUUUAUUCUAGUGUACGACAUCACGGAUUCGGAAUCAUUCCGCACAGUCAUCAAGCUGCGCAAGGAGGUCGAGGAGGCGCGUGGGAGAUCCGUGCCAAUAUACGUUGUUGGAAACAAGCUCGACUUGGAAGGGAUAAAGCGACAGGUCUUUGCCGACGAGGUUCGGUCAUGGGCAUUGACCCAGUCAGCGACAUUCUAUGAAGUCUCGGCUCGCACGGGAGCAAACGCCAGUCAGCCCUUUGUGGAUAUUGCGCGAGCAAUCGCAAGUACCAAGGUCGCCAAGCGCGGCAAAGUCUCGCUGCGAUCGACCCUUGCUGCCGUUUCCAAGUCAACCAUGUAACAUCUAUGUUUUGUGUGUUUUUGUUUGUUGUUGUAGCUGCUGUGUUCGUGUUACCUCCCCAAUGUACAGUCAAAGCGCCA